AUGAUAACCGGCAAGUUGUGUUUGCAAACCACUUUAGCCGUCGUUAUGUUUAUUUCUACCUUUUGGCUCUUCGCCGUAGACCGUGAGAGUUUUAUUCUCCGAGAUGAUGAGAAGUCGAUGCGUAUGAAAACGAAAUCCACCGUUUCUUUUUCUACAAUGGAUGAGAAUAGUAUGGAGUGGGAUGACACAGAUGCCUAUUCUUCUCUCUACUGUGUAGGUCAUCGAUUGAUAGAUUAUGAUAAUAAUAAUAAUAAUAAUAAUAGUAGUAAUAAUAAUAAUAAUAAUAAUAAUAAUAAAGAUGCGGAGGCGGUACGGAUAGAUGUUAUUUCUAAUGGUCUCUUUAUAUCUAAUUUCACUCAUUCCAGUCAACUCAUGGAGAAGGAUGUGAUGGGAUCACCGGAUAAGUAUUACUUUCCCAUUUACAAUCGUACCUGUUUGUAUACGUUUGUAUACUUUGAUCAGAAGAAAAAUAAAUUUUAUUUUUAUCUACAGAAUACAUCUUUUCAUCGUAAACUAUUAGCGGAAGGUAAACUUCAUUUACCACCAGUAUCAUUGAGUUCAAGACCAUUAGAAAUACCACGAGCACGUGCAAGUGCUCUACGGCGACAAUCCCAUUGGGCUUUUCAGUAUUCUCCCAUUAUCAUUCUUGGUAAACGUCCACGAGAUGCCGUAAUGGAUUCCCUUCUUCUUCAUAAAGAAGGAGAGAAGGAAGAAAACGAAAAAGAUGGACCAAAUAGUUUUUCUACUGUUUAUCAUCAUAAUAUAUUAGUAACGUACUUUCUUCCUACAGUGGCUCCAUGGAAUUUUGCUCAUACACUUUUAUGUGAUUUAUUUGGUUUCUUUUGGGGAUCUAUGGAAUUACAAAAAGUCUUUAAACAUAUAUACCCCUCUGAAAUGAAAUUUCUACAAAAUGCACUUCCCGAUGCGCAAAUUAUUGCCGCUUCCUUUCGAUAUUUUCCAAAGUUUCCACUUCCAAAUUCAAAUAAAGCCUUUUCUUUCUUCUCUCAUCGUCCGGCUUUAUAUGAUGUGAGGCUUCCCUCUGGUCUUUACAGGGCACUGUUGGCAGGCACAGGAACAAAGAGUUGGAGUUGGGUGACGGCAAAGUACACAGCGAGUGGAUCUCCGGCAUUGUGGUUUGCGUUUAGACAUUAUAUUAUUCAAUUAACAGGGGCACAAGUAGAAGAAGAAAGAAAAGAAGAAAAAAAGAAAAAAGAAGAAGAAGAAACAUUAUUAUUAUCCUCUUCCUCUUCUUUCUUUAAAAAUUAUUCUUCUUCAUUUUCUAAUACAUCACGUCCUAUACGAGUUUCUAUAUGUUAUAAGAAAGAUAAACGUGGAAUAGUGAAUAGUGAAGAAUUACUACAAUUUCUUCAUCAUCAAUAUUCACAAUCCAGUCAAGUGGAAAUUCUUUUAGAAAGUAUAGUGGGUCAUAGUGCGAAAGAACAGGUAGAGAUGAUGUUGGCUACUGAUAUCUUUAUUUGUAAUGAAGGUACAUUAGCAACAACGUUUUUCUUAAUGAAUCCCGGUUCUGUAUUUAUUGCACUUCCUAUUAUUUAUCAUUCCCCACAUUUACAUCAACCACACAUGCCCUCACCAGAGAAAUGGUGGUCUAAUCCAGAUAUUAUUCGUGUGGAUCCACGAUUUAAUACGGGAGGAAAUAUUGAUUGGUUUCCACCUGCUAUUCCAUGGAUACGUACAAUAUGGUAUCAUCCUAUUUCACUCGCAGAAGUGGAGAUACAACAACCAUUACAAGGAUUACGUAAUUAUAUGCCUGAUUAUAAUAUUCGUAUUGAUAUGCAGCGUUUCUUUUUAUUGUUAAAACGGGCUAUUGUAUUUAUAAAAAGUCGUGGUUCUUUAUGGAAUAUUAGGCAAUGUUCGAAUCUAUCUUUGGAUUUAAAUAGAGUCACGACAAGAUCUUAUAUGGAGAAACAGAAAAAUACUUCUUUUGAGGAAGAAUAUCAUUAUAUAGAUAUUUGUUUAAAACCAAAGAAUUGGAGUAAUGUGUUAAAUAAUAUCUCACUUCGUUCUAUCUUUUAUUUACAUGAAAGUACAGCCGAACAAGAUCGUUUCCGUGGAAGAACACAUAGACCACCAAAUUAUUCCAUUACCGGUGAUCAAUGUAGACGUCUUUUACAUCUUCAACCUUCUUUAGUCACGAGUUUCAAUACCGCACUUUGUCGAUAUGGGAUGAGUUGGUUGUGUGAGUUCUUUGUUAAUGGACGAUAUCCACAGCGAUUCUUUCAUGAUAAGUGGCGAUUAAGUAAUGGGCAUUGUGGAAAAGAAGAGAGUUGGCCUGUUUAUUGGCAACAACAUUUAAAUCUUCUCACUACUACGGUGAAGACUCGGGCUAAUAAGGAAUCCACACAUGUGAGUGAAAUGGAAGGAAUAUCGGCUUUAGAUGAUCUUCACGAGGCGGUGGAUUAUUUCUUUGAUGUGCGGGAACUGCAGAAUAUCUCACAAUUUCUCUUUUUCACAAAAGAGGAACUUUUGACUCGAUACACCACAACGGAUCUUGGCCCUCGGUUUACUGCAGAGGAGGAAAUUGUACGGAAACUGUUUGGUUAA
This is a messenger RNA of Trypanosoma theileri, 2562 nucleotides long. RefSeq lists its product as uncharacterized. Bases 1 to 2562 code for a protein of 853 amino acids. Lineage: Eukaryota; Euglenozoa; Kinetoplastea; Trypanosomatida; Trypanosomatidae. The transcript has a single exon. The record is from RefSeq and is a predicted model, not a curated record.